Messenger RNA from Oncorhynchus gorbuscha (pink salmon), 2900 nucleotides. RefSeq names its product XK related 8, tandem duplicate 3 (gene xkr8.3). Bases 387 to 1646 code for a protein of 419 amino acids. NCBI's taxonomy places the organism in Eukaryota, Metazoa, Chordata, Actinopteri, Salmoniformes, Salmonidae. The record is from RefSeq and is a predicted model, not a curated record. The transcript is spliced from 3 exons. Gene Ontology annotation, cellular component: plasma membrane. Gene Ontology annotation, biological process: engulfment of apoptotic cell; apoptotic process involved in development; phosphatidylserine exposure on apoptotic cell surface.
ACGUACCUCCAAGUCUGUUCAAGAACUUUGAACCUUUUGGGGAAACUUGUCGUUCUGUAUAAACCGUUAAGCUACGUAGCAAACGUUCAAUCCAACUGAACUCACCUCUUGAGAUCAACUUUACAAUGGAGAUGUGAUCGUUAGCUACAAUGCCUGUCCUCGCUUCAUUGUUGCAUUCAAAUGUAACUACAAGUUGUGUUCCAUGUUUACUUUUCCUAACGGAUGCAUUGGACAACAUGCGGGAGCUGACAUUAUUCUUUAGACUUGUAAAAUUCGACAGCUCAUGAUAGCGGAUAGCUUUCGCUAAAGAUGGUACAACAAAUGCAUGAAGCAAGACAAGCUAACGGAAAAACUUUAGAGAGCGGCGGGACAGGGGGUAUUUAGCUAUGGAUAGCCCAAUGUUUUCGAAGUACUCAUGGCUCGAUUUUAUUUUCUCGGUAGUCGGUGUGUGUACCUUCUUGUUUGACGUGGGAUCCGACAUUUGGGUCGCUACGGAGUUCUACUCGCGUGGGGAUUUCUUCUGGUUCGGGGUGUUGAUCGGCCUUAUGAUCCUGUCUUCGGUAGUGGUCCAGAUGUUUAGCUGGUUCUGGUUCAAAUACGACCGCGAACUGGAGGGCUUCGAUGAGCAAACUGCCAAGAAUGUCCUCUUUGGAGGCUGCGUCAAACUUUCAUUCCUGCUACAUGUACUUCAGCUCGGAUUCUUUUGCAGACACAUCUCAGCCAUAUGGCAGGGCUUCCGUGUGUGGUGGCGACAGGAGCAGGGCUCUGGGUACGCCGUGUACCUGACCCACGACCUGAGCAUGCUGCGCCUCAUCGAGACCUUCUGUGAGAGCGCCCCGCAGCUCACCCUCAUGACACACAUCAUGCUGCACACCAACAAGGCCAGGACGGUACAGUGUGUGAGUGUCGUGGCGUCAACUACUUCCAUAGCCUGGAUGGUGGUGGAUUAUCACCGUUCCCUGCGUUCCUUCCUCCCAGACAAGGCCAAGCAGGGCUGGGGCUCCUCAGUGGUCUACUUCCUGUGGAACCUGCUCCUCAUAGCGCCGCGCGUGGCAGCAGUCGCCCUGUUCGCCACAAUUCUGCCCUCCUACCUGGCUGCCCACUUCCUGCUUAUCUGGCCAGUGCUGGUGUUCUGGGUGUGGCGGCAGGAGACAGACUUCAUGGACAGCGCCGGUGGAGAAUGGCUCUACCGGGCCACCGUAGGUCUCAUCUGGUACUUCAGCUGGUUCAACGUGGCGGAGGGAGGGACCAGAAGGAGGAGCAUCAUCUAUCACUCCUUCAUGGCUACGGACGGGGGGAUUCUGCUUGUCACAUGGUGGUUCUACAGAGACCCGGUCCUGACACAGUCCUACGCCCCCAUCCUGCUGGCCACUCUGCCCCUCACCUACCUGAUGGGAGUCCUGUUUAAAACACUCUACUACUACUGUUUCCACCCCACGCUGUGGAUGCCCUCUGUCAGGGAGGCAGGGUUAGAAGAGGAGCUGCCUGAUGGUCAGGAGAUGGUGUUCAGAUCCAUCUCCCAACAAACUGGUACUCCCCGGUUCCGUAACAAGAGGAUGGCAAGCCAUGCCACUCACUUCUACUCCGAGGAGGAAGCCAGGAAGCCCAGUAAGAUAAACGGGCGCGAGGCCAACACUGUUGUCUGACUGGAUGUGCUUGAACGAGGCUCUUAUUUACAUGCAAUGAUGGAGUGAUGGAAUGUCUGGUGUCUCUUUCUACACCAUCCUGUUUUUCCAUGCUGCAUUUUUGUAUAAAUAAGGUGCUGCACAGACUUUGUUUUAAUUAGCAUAUUCUGUGAAACAGUGAUAAGGUCACUGAAGUUUUGUCCCAAAUGGCACCAUAUUCCCUAUAUAGUGCACUACUUGUGGCCAGGGCCUAUAGGGAUAUGGUCAAAAGUAGUGCACGAUGUAGAGACUAGGGUGCCAUUUGGGAUAAAGUCUGAGCAGGUUCCAUUGAUCAAUAAUUGGAGUUGUCAUGAAACAGCUAUUGGGUUAUUCAACGAAAUUAGUCCUUUUUGGGUUCUGUAACUUAGUGGGAGAAAAACAAUGUUUUAUUUCACUCAAUUGUAACAUUCUGUCACAAAGAGCACAUGUUCAACUUAAUAAAAAAACAUAUUUUCCCAUCUCAAGAGGUUAAAUAACAUUAAAAAAACUAUAUUAAGUGGCAAAUAAAGUCACAGGAUUGAUGACUUUAUAUUAAAUCAGCGAUAGUUCCCCUUGUGACAGGGGGAAUAUAAGCUUGUGUGCAACAGGGAGAGGCAAUUGAAUGCAAGCUUCACAAAACAAUUGAAAUUGUAAAACAUUUCUAGCUUGUCUAUCCACGGGUAACAGGGUUGAUGUCUUAUCCUCGAACCACUCAGUUUUCCACCACAAAACACCAGAAAAUGGCCAAAACAAGUAGAUUCAGCUCACCUGCUCUUACACUAUUAAUGUUCAAUGUACAAAAUAAAAAUAUUGUUUUCAUCAUAUUAAAAUGAGAGUUCAGAUCAAGAAACAGUAUUGACCUUAAAAUGAGGGAAAGAAAAGUAAAAAUCUUCCUAGAUGUCAAAAUGGUUUUGUACUUUCGCAAGUCUUCAUUUAUAAUUAAAGCUCAGAGUUGAUAGAAUUUUCUAUUCGGUCAAUAUUAAAGGGAUACUUUGGGAUUUUGGCAAUGAGGCCCUUUAUCUACUUCCCCACACUUAGAUGUGGAUACCAUUUUUUUAUGUCUCCAUGUCCAGUAUGAAGGAAGUUAGAUGUAGUGUCGCCAGCCAAUGCUAAUUAGCGUUUGUGCAAUGAAUGGAAGUCUAUGGGUAUCUUAAGUUAGCAUUUGUAAGUCGCUCUGGAUAAGAGCGUCUGCUAAAUGACUUAAAUGUAAAUGUAAAUUUGCACUAGAGCUAGUUAGCAACUUCCUUUAAACUGCAC